AUUUUAUUCAAACACAACCAAUUUCAAACAACAUUCAAAAUUCAAAACCAAAAAACUCAUUACCACAAUGAAACGGACUCAAGAUUAUAAUAUUGAAGUGUGGGGUGAGGACAUGCAAGCAUUGUAAGGAUGGAUACAGAAGUUGCAAGUGGUAGAUAACCAGAGGCGUUGAUUAGGAACAACUGGGUCCCACAGCACGAGCCAACAAUAACAUGAUGAGAUUGAGAUGAGAGAGAGAGAGAGAGAGAGAGAGAGAUCUCAUCUAUGUAUUCACGGACGGCUAAAUUAAACGACGUUAAAAUCAAACACAUUUACACUUUUAACCCUACCCAGAUCCAAACCCAGCCAAGUGGGUCAUUUUGUAAAUUAAAAAAUUAUUGUAUGUUUUGUUCUUCCCUUUAAAACCCAACCCUACUUCAUUUUCCGUCCUUCUCUUCCUUCUUUCUCUGUCUCUUUCUCUUUCUCAGUCUCUCUCUGUUAAGCUCUACUUAGACCAGACCUGGUCUUAAUAGAGAGGUGCAAAUAGCAAAUUCAGUUAUUAUUACUAUAGAGAGAGAGAGAGAUUGAACAAAGAGAAAAGAAAAAUAAAAAAACAGAGAGAGAAUAUUCCACUAUUUCACUAUGGCACAACAAACCAACGGUGGAGAUCUGAAUCAGAAUAACAGCAACAACAACAACAACCAGAAUCAGACACCUCAGCAGCAGCAGCAGCAUCAGCAGCAUCAGCAGCAGUGGGCGGCGGCGCAACCGCAUCAGUAUCAACAACAAUGGAUGUCUAUGCAGUAUCCAGCUACUGCUAUGGCUAUGAUGCAGCAACAGAUGAUGAUGUAUCCACAGCAUUACAUGCCGUAUGUUCAUCCUCAUCAUUAUCAGCAGCCGCCUCAUCAGCAACAGGUGUCUCCGCCGCCGAAUCAGAGUCACCAUAACCAUAAUCAUCAUCAUCAGCAGCAGCAACAUCAGUAUCAGCAGAAACAAGUUUCUCCUGAAGAGAUCAGGACGAUCUGGCUUGGUGACCUUCAUCAUUGGAUGGAUGAGACUUUUCUUCAUAACUGUUUUGCUCAUACCGGCGAGGUUGUAUCGGCAAAAGUCAUACGUAAUAAGCAAACUGGUCAGUCGGAGGGAUAUGGAUUUGUCGAGUUCUAUUCGCGAGCAAUGGCUGAGAAAGUCUUGCAGAACUUUAAUGGUACUAUGAUGCCAAAUACAGAUCAGGCGUUUCGUCUGAAUUGGGCUACAUUCAGUGCUGCUGGUGGUGGUGGUGGUGGUGAAAGGCGUUCUUCUGAAGCUACUUCCGAUCUCUCCGUUUUUGUGGGAGACUUAGCCAUAGAUGUUACUGAUGCUAUGCUGCAAGAAGUGUUUGCUAGCAGAUUCUCUUCUAUUAAGGGAGCAAAAGUUGUCAUUGAUUCUAAUACUGGUCGUUCGAAAGGCUAUGGCUUUGUUAGGUUUGGGGAUGAAAAUGAAAGGACAAGGGCAAUGACUGAAAUGAAUGGCGUUUAUUGUUCUAGCAGGCCUAUGCGAGUAGGUGUUGCAACGCCCAAAAAAACUUAUGGCAAUCCACAACAAUAUUCUUCACAAGCUGUAGUGUUGGCUGGUGGUGGUGGACACUCAUCCAACGGUGCUGUGGCCCAAGGUUCCCAAUCUGACGGGGAUUCUAACAACACAACUAUAUUUGUUGGAGGGCUUGAUUCUGAAAUCAGUGAUGAGGAUCUCAGACAACCAUUUUUGCAAUUUGGGGAUGUCAUCUCUGUGAAAAUUCCAGUCGGUAAAGGAUGUGGGUUUGUUCAACUGGCUGACAGAAAGAAUGCUGAGGAUGCAAUUCAGGCAUUGAAUGGAACAGUGAUUGGAAAGCAGACGGUGCGUCUUUCUUGGGGUCGCAGUCCAGGAAAUAAGCAUUGGAGGAAUGACUCUAAUGGACACUACGGCGGUGGUUAUGGAGGUCAUGGAUACGGAGGCGGCCAUGGAUAUGCUGCUAGACAGAAUCAGGAUAUAGCUAUGCAACCUGCUGCUGCAGUUCAAGGGGCUUCGUAACGGUCAUAGCAGGACACUUGGUAUUGAAAUAGGAUCAAUUUUAUUGCUCUCUUGUGAACUGUAGUAUUAUUUUUAAAUUUGUAGCUGGGUUAUAUGGUACCCAAGGUUAUUAAGAUUAUAUUUAUGUCUGAAAUUUUGGAUUAAACCUGACCAUAUAAUAUGGCUUAGGUUAUUUUUGUUUAUUUUAAUCGUUAGUAGACAGCCACAAAAUUAUUUUUAAUACUAUCUUUACACAGUAUAAUGUAGCUGCUUGC
Messenger RNA from Trifolium pratense (red clover), 2279 nucleotides. RefSeq names its product polyadenylate-binding protein RBP47-like. NCBI's taxonomy places the organism in Eukaryota, Viridiplantae, Streptophyta, Magnoliopsida, Fabales, Fabaceae. The transcript has 6 exons. Gene Ontology annotation, molecular function: mRNA binding. The record is from RefSeq and is a predicted model, not a curated record. Bases 622 to 2025 code for a protein of 467 amino acids. Gene Ontology annotation, cellular component: cytosol.